GAGUUGUUUGUUUGUCUCAGGUCUGUUGGAGAGCGUCUGGCCAGCACCAACCAGGCCGAGACUUUCACCAGACAGAUCCACAGACUGCAGGCACAGCUGCGUUCCGUCCAGGAGGAGAUGCACAGCGUGGAGGAGGAGAAGGACCGAGAGCUGGACGAGAUGCAGGAGGAGCUGCGUUUGGCUCACGAGGAGGUGCUGCUUCUGCAGCAGGCCGCAGAGGAAGUGGCGGCGGAGAGGGAGAACGACAUUGCCUUACUGCAGGAGGAGCUGUGUCGUAUGAGGGCGGAGCUACAGCGCCUCCAUGCCACGGCGCAGGAGUAUGAGCUGGAGAUCACGACGCUGAGAGCAGAGAUUAGUAUGAAGAGUCAGAAUACAGUGACAAGCCCACAGGGUGAAAUGACACAGCUGAAGGAGGACCUUGAUCAGUUGAAGGAUCAGCGCCAAAGUCUGAGCAAUGACAACAAAGAACUGAGCAGCAAAGUGGAGCAACUGCAGCAACGGAACACGAGUGAGGACGUAUACCUGGCUGUCAGGGCACAAGAUGACCAGGUGAGGGCGCACUCUUACAUCACUCUGUCACAAGAAAAUACCUCUGACGAUCAGGACGAACUCAGCAUCCUGAGGGCUCAGUUGAGAGAUGCUGAGGAGACGGUCCAAAGAGUUCAGAGACGGUGCAACAGUUUGAAGAACGAGCUGGCCGAACUGCAGCAGCGGUACGACCUCAGCCAGAGGGAGCGAGCGGCGCUGGAGCAGCAGCUGCAGCACUGCAGGACGGAGCUUCAGAAACUGGGUUCAAAGACACAGAGUAAUUCUGAUGGCUGGAACCUGGUCGUGGCAGCAGUUGCCGUGGCAGCCAUCUUGGUUCUGGUCGUCCCCACCUUCACCAAGCCCUGAAGAACUCUGGGAUACGUGUCUACCAAGUCGAAUGUUGCUUCAUCGAUGUCGACCUUCCGUUUCGCUCUGUUUUGAGUGGGCGAGGCCUCAGUGGUGGGUUGACCCGAUGCUUCAGACGCCACUGAUCAUCGAAAGGGAACUCCAGUAAGCUUGUUUAAUUCAAUGUCGUCCAAUAAGAACCUCUGACUCUUCCUGAUUAUUACGUGGUAAUAAGUGUUUAUUUAAAAAAUGUUUUAUCGUAGCAAAGACUUUCUGUAAAAGUUUAAAACAUAAUACAAAGUAAAAAGGAUCGAGUUUAGAGCCCUGUGGCACGCCCUCAACAACAACUUUUAACCAAAAAAUAAAUAAUAAAACAACUGAUGUUAAAUAUAUUUACCC
Molecule: messenger RNA, 1272 nt
Organism: Cynoglossus semilaevis (tongue sole)
Lineage: Eukaryota; Metazoa; Chordata; Actinopteri; Pleuronectiformes; Cynoglossidae
Product: sarcolemmal membrane-associated protein-like
Exons: 6
Coding region: 118-894 (258 amino acids)
Biological process (GO): single fertilization; acrosome assembly
Cellular component (GO): acrosomal membrane
Source: RefSeq, a predicted model, not a curated record